Molecule: messenger RNA, 2091 nt
Organism: Bipolaris victoriae FI3
Lineage: Eukaryota; Fungi; Ascomycota; Dothideomycetes; Pleosporales; Pleosporaceae
Exons: 1
Coding region: 1-2091 (696 amino acids)
Biological process (GO): SCF-dependent proteasomal ubiquitin-dependent protein catabolic process
Cellular component (GO): SCF ubiquitin ligase complex
Molecular function (GO): protein binding
Source: RefSeq, a predicted model, not a curated record
AUGGACCCAGUCUCUAUCGAUGCAGUGGUCGUCGACCACAACGACAUACAGCCAAUACCCAGCAUCCCUCCCACGGAACCCAUGGCCAUGGAGCAGCCCAAGCUGAAAGGGAGGCAGCGUCUGCUCAAUGGACUACACCGCAUGGGCUCCUCUCCAAGCCUCGCUGGCUUUGGUAGAGCCCGCUCGCAGAGCCUGAGAAGCGGAGGCAAGGCUUCAAUGUCCUGUGUCUCCCUGGCCUCCCCAGGCUCGCCCUAUGGUACCUCGUUUGGCAGCUCGUACUCGUCCGAGCUAUCCAACGGCUUUUCAACCGCUCCCACCUCGGUCGCCAACAGCCCUCCUGGCACGCCAUUCUGGGACGAGAGAACCCGUCUACGCAUGAAGACGCCCGAGACCCCGUCGUCGGUCCCCCUGCCUUCCUCCCGCCGGCCCUUUACCAGAGAUGGGCUCGAGGCGGAGAGCGAUUACUUCUCGCGCCCCGUCCGCAAGGUACAAAAACGGGCCAACUUCAACUUUUGGCAACAAAUGCCCGCAGAGAUCCGCAUACAGAUUCUUCGAUACCUGGAGCCAAAGGAGGUUGUGCGCUGUUCGCGUGUCUGUAAAUCAUGGUACACCAUGUGUUUUGACGGUCAGCUCUGGAGUGACCUUGAUACUACCAAGUUUUACCGCGACAUUUCAGCCAAUGCUCUGGUCAAUAUCAUCACUUCGGCUGGCCCGUUUGUCAAGGACUUGAAUCUGCGGGGCUGUGUCCAGCUGAGGGAACAUUGGGGCAAAGACGGCUUCAUUGAGUCUUGCCAGAACUUGGAAAACUUUUCACUUCAAGGCUGUCGAAUUGACCGCGCGUCGAUUCACUGUUUCUUACUUCAGAAUAGCCGUCUCGUACACGUAAAUCUAUCUGGCCUUGCAGGCGCGACGAAUGCAGCCAUGAAGAUUCUCGGUGGACACUGUCCCAAGGUCGAGGUUCUCAAUAUCUCAUGGUGCAACAACAUUGAUAACCGAGGACUCAAGAAGGUAGUCGAAGGAUGUCCGAAACUACGAGAUAUCAGGGCUGGCGAAGUAAGAGGCUGGGAUGAUGUCGAUCUCAUGGCCGAGCUGUUCAAGCGGAACACACUUGAAAGACUUGACCUCAAGAACUGUGAUAGCCUUAGUGACGAAUCACUGGCUGCUUUGAUUGAGGGUGUGGACGAAGAGAUUGACAUCCUCACUGACCGACCAAUUGUCCCGCCUAGGAAACUCAAGCACUUGAACCUUACGCGCUGCCGCAGCAUCACCGAUACUGGCCUAAAGACCUUGGUCAACAACGUCCCAUUCCUAGAGGGUCUUCAAGUCUCCAAGUGUGGAGGAUUGACCGAUGAUGGCUUGCAAAGCUUACUGCCCACUCUCCCUGUUCUCACCCACCUGGAUAUCGAGGAGAUUGACACGCUGACGAAUGAAGUCCUGAAGACACUUGCUGAGUCCCCAUGCGCAUCGCAUUUGAAGCAUCUGUGCAUUUCAUAUUGCGAGAACCUAGGUGAUUCCGGUAUGCUCCCCGUUCUCAAGGCGUGUCCCCAACUUGCUUCAUUGGAGAUGGACAACACACGCAUUUCUGAUCUUGUCUUGGCCGAAGCUGCCUCUGGAUUGCACAAUCGCAACAAGAGCGGUCGUGGCCUUGCACAUUCUGAGCGCCCCGAAGUAGGUCUUCGCAUUGAGGCCUAUGAUUGUUCCAACGUCACCUGGACUGGUGUUCGCGAAGUCCUUUCCCGAAACGCAGAAAUCACUCGUCCUACCUCCCGGUCCGCUUCCAAAACCCCGACGUAUCCACGUGAGAUUAUCAAGCUCAAGUGCUUCCACAACUGGCAACCAACUGUUGAAGAACACACCAAGCGCGUCUUGCGAGGUGACUUUGCUGCCGCUGCACGUCUGGAACGUAAGUGGGCCGAUUGGAUGAUGAUGAAUGAAGAAGCUGGUGUUGGCGGUGCGGGAGCGAGGCGACGGCGGAGGCGAGCGCGAGAGGCGCAGAUGAUGCAUGCUGAUGAAGAAGAAGGCGCAGGUGCGACAGGCAUCGGCCGUCGCCGGCGUGCACGAAGUGGGCCUGGUGGUUGCACUGUGAUGUGA